AUAAACACACAGCGUCCGUGCGAAUGCAGCGACACUUAGUAUGUAUGGGCGUAAUGCACCGCUUCUGUACUGAACCAAUCCUUCGCGAUGAUCCAACACCCACGCGUCGCCGCUGCCGUCGCCGCCACGACCACCAAUCAAGUAAUCGAAUCAAUCAUCAACUACCUAAAAGUUGGUCGAAUCCAAAAAGCCGCGUCCAUUCUCUUCGCAUUCCCACUACCAUUCCCUCAUUCUCUCUACGCUCACUUCUUCCGUCAUUGUUCCUCUCCAAAAGCCAUCGUUGCAGCUCAUAAGGUUGAGUUCCAUUUAGUCGCCACCUCUCCUAACCCACCCAUAUUCCUCCGCAACCGCGCCCUCGAAGCCUAUGCUAAAUGCUCCUCUCUUCAUGAUGCCAGGGAACUGUUUGACCAAAUGCCUCACAGAGAUGGUGGUUCUUGGAAUGCCUUGAUAACUGCUUAUUCUCGAUUGCGUUACCCGCAUGAAGCACUUUCGUUGUUCCUUUCCAUGAAUAGGUCUGGUGUUCCUGCCAAUAAGAUCACCUUUGCCGGUGUUCUUUCUUCAUGUGCUGCUGUUUCUGAGCUUCCUCUCUCCCAACAGGUUCACGGGCUUGUCGUGAAAUUUGGUUUUUGUGGAAAUGUGAUAAUUGGGAGUGCCCUUGUUGAUGUUUAUGCUAAAUGUGGGGUUAUGGUGUAUGCUCGAAGGAUGUUUUAUGAGAUGCCCCGUCGCAAUGCUGUCACUUGGAAUGUUAUUGUAAGGAGGUAUCUUGAUGUUGGGGAUGCAAAGGAAGCUGUUUUAAUGUUCACUCGAAUGUUUUCUGCUAGAGUUAAGCCGUUGAAUUUUACAUUCUCUAAUGCUCUUGUUGCUUGUUCGAGUAUACAUGCGCUUGAGGAGGGGAUGCAAAUUCAUGGGGUUGUUGUGAAAUGGGGAUUCUGUGAGGACAAUGUUGUUUCAAGCUCUCUAAUCAAUAUGUAUGUCAAGUGUGGUGAAUUGGAGAAUGGUUCUCGGGUUUUUCAUCAGCUUGUUUUAAAAGAUUUGGUGUCGUGGACUUGCAUUGUGUCGGGGUAUGCAAUGAGUGGGAAAACAUGGGACGCCAGAAGGCUUUUUGAUAAGAUGCCUGAACGAAAUGUGAUCUCGUGGAAUGCUAUGUUGGCUGGAUAUACCCGAUUCUUUAAAUGGUAUGAAGCAUUAGAUUUUAUGGGUUUGAUGCUUGACAAUGUUAAGGACUUGGAUCAUGUCACUCUUUGCUUGAUGUUAAAUGUUUCUGCGGGACUUUCGGAUCAUGAAAUGGGGAAACAACUUCAUGGCUAUGUUUAUCGACAUGGUUUUCACUCAAACCUUAUGGUUGGCAAUGCCCUUCUUGACAUGUAUGGUAAAUGCGGGAACUUGAACGGUGCCAGAGCAUGGUUUAAUCUGAUGAGUAAUUGGCGUGACAUGGUUUCUUGGAAUGCUUUAUUGGCUAGCUAUGGUCAUCAUCAUUUAAGCGAACAAGCACUAACAAUGUUUUCAGCGAUGCAAUGGGAAACGAAACCAAGCAAAUAUUCUUUUGGAACCCUUUUGGCAGCAUGUGCAAAUACUUAUGCUCUACGCCACGGCAAGCAAAUUCAUGGAUUCAUCAUUAGACAUGGAUUUCAGAUAGAUACUGUAAUCAGGACUGCUUUGAUUUACAUGUACUGUAAAUGCUACUGUCUUGAGUAUGCUGUUGAAGUUCUGAAAGGCACAGUCUCUAGGGAUGUGAUAAUGUGGAAUACGCUAAUUUUGGGAUGUUGUCACAAUCAUAGGGGAAGAGAUGCACUUGAACUUCUCGGGAUAAUGGAAGCAGAAGGCAUCAAGCCAGACCACGUGACCUUUGAGGGCAUUCUUCUUGCUUGUGUUGAAGAAGGCCUUGUUGAGUUUGGCACCCAUUGCUUCAACUCUAUGAGCAAUGAAUACCAUGUCUUGCCUCAAAUGGAGCAUUAUGACUGCAUGAUUGAACUCUACAGUCGGCAUGGAUGCAUGGAUGAGCUCGAUAAUUUUAUGAAAACAAUGACAAUAGAGCCUACUCUUCGCAUGUUGGAACGAGCCCUUGAUGCUUGUCAGAAAAAUGAGUCUCCAAGACUGGGCCAAUGGAUUGCUGAAAAAAUUAAUAAAUUUGAACAUUAAUUGAUUUCGGCAGACAGCAGAAUGCACACAUCACAGCAGGGAGUCUAUCUUUGGGGCAUAGAAGUUGUAAGUCUGAUUGCAAGUAUAUGCAAUGGAAUACGAUGAUGAUCAAGGUCCUAUCUGUAAUGAUGAUAACCAGAUUAGUACAUUGAUGUGCUAAUGCAAUUACAGCGAGCAUGACGUUUACCGGUUUUGCUGAAAGAGAAUAAUGAGCAGGGUUUAAGGUGUACUAGGAGGAGGCUUAUUAUCAUGUCGCAAUCAUAUGCAAAGAGGAAGGACAAACUACAUGCUAAGUACAAUAUUGGCUUGAUAAUGGCUUUGAGGGAUAAUUAGAGGACUGUGAAUUCAUGAUGCACUUGGGGAGAUUGUAUAAGGGAGUAUCCUAUCUGGAAAGAGCCUGAUCCUUGUUUGUAGGAUUUAAGGUUCACUUGGAUGAGUCUGUUUAUCAUGUUGCAAUCAUAUGCUGAGAGAAAGGACAAACUACAUUUUUACUAUAAUACUUGCCAUUGAUAAUGACUUUGAGAGACAAUUAGAGGACUGGGAAUUCAUGAUGCAUUUGAAGAAAUAUUAUAAGGGAGUAUCCUAUAUGAGAAAAGCCCGACCCUUGUCUGUAGAGUAAGCGCAAUGAAGCUUUCACUGCAUUUGAUGAAAUUAUAACUUGUUUGGAGCUGCAAGUGUAGACAGGAGAUGGAAAAUUUGGCUCAUAAUGGUUGGACUCAAUUAAUUCAUUUGUAGUAAAUCCAUCAGUCUUAAUCACUCUUUAGGCUCUCAUCAUUUAAACACAUAUGAAGUACAAACUGUACCACCGGAAGCAUAAUUUACACGUACACGUCGACACUGUUUAUAUUGUAUGUAAACCAAAAGAUACUAAAUUAAAUACCAACAUCGUUUAUAAAAUA
Messenger RNA from Lathyrus oleraceus (garden pea), 3038 nucleotides. RefSeq names its product pentatricopeptide repeat-containing protein At3g26540. Bases 88 to 2139 code for a protein of 683 amino acids. The transcript has a single exon. NCBI's taxonomy places the organism in Eukaryota, Viridiplantae, Streptophyta, Magnoliopsida, Fabales, Fabaceae. Gene Ontology annotation, molecular function: protein binding; RNA binding. The record is from RefSeq and is a predicted model, not a curated record. Gene Ontology annotation, biological process: RNA modification.